UAUGUAUAUAUUAUAGGUUUCACCGUUUUGCGUACUACGCAUAUAUAUUUUACUAUUAUUAAAUACUAAGACGAUAGAAAUUUGUUUAGAAAAUUUGUUACUGGAAUAUUUUUACAUCUUGUUAAUGUUUUGGUUAGCUGUUUCAAAAAUUAUAAUUAAGCGUUUAACAGUUAACCAUUUUUAAUAAAAAUAUUUUUGGUUCUCAAUGAGAUGGCAACGUUUUUACGAACCAAGUGUUUUGCACCUCCACAUCUGUUGUUGAUGUCCUAUCAGUUGUUUUUAAGAAAUUAACUAUAGUGCUGUGAAAUUUUGUAAAUAGUUAGUAAAAAUGCCAACCCGUCCCUAUAUAAGAAAGGCCCAAGCAAAAAAGGCUAAAAAUGCGUCACAAGAUGACCGCUGUACUAAUGAUGAUAAAUCACAAAUCGCUAAGCCAAGUACGUCAAGGAAUGUCGCUGUUAACACUUUAGAUAGAAUGUUACUUUAUAACUCCGAUGAGUUAAAAUUACUUCAAAAGCAUUGCUUAUUUCCUGCAUUCAAUGUGGGGAGACACCCACUUGACAGCGCAAAUGAAUUUCGCUUGUAUCCAAGUUUCAAUGUUUCCAUGCCAUGUCCAAUUUAUAUCGCUAGCAGUCAUUACGAAAAUGUAGAUAUAUGCCACCGUCGCACAAUGGCAAGAGAGAUAUAUCGCAAGCGUUUGCACACAUCACGGACACGUUACCAAACAGUUCAAAAAGUUAAAAAGUUCAAGACUAACUCCAAGGAAGAUAUUUAUCAUAAUUCAUUGUUUGAAUUGGCCAAACGUUUGGAAUGUGAUCCUGAUCCGUACUUUCACGGCAGUUACGAUUAUUACUACACUGGAGGAAAUCUUUGUAUAUUGGGAGAUGGACAGCAUGUGCUGCAUGUAGAUGGUAAUAACCUCGACAGCCUACAUUUGGGUGUGUUUCCGAUGUUAAGGAGUUUUACUAGCAGUUUUCUCGAUCCUAUCAGUUCGCAGCAAUUAGAUAGCGAAGUGUUUGAGGUACGUUCCAUACAAAAUCUACAUGCCGAUUCUUCGAUGUCAUUUGCUUUGCGCCAACGCAACCGCGUCUAUUUAUACAGUAUUCUUUCCACUGGAAAAAUGAAAGCUCUCACACUAUUCAAGUCAACUUCUACGCCAUUUAUUAGUUUCGCACAGUCCCCGAUCGAUAUGAGUACAUUUAUUAUGACCACAAUGAAGCAAAGUGUGCGAGUGUAUGAUGUGAAUUCUCGAACACCGACACUCACCGCCACCCACGACGUUUGCAGUAAAGAUGAUGCUAUGCGAAUAAGUUGGAAUAUGGUACGACCAUGGCAGGGUCAAACAUUUUUAUAUGCAAACGAAAAGAAAUUCUUAGUGAUCGAUACGCGCACCACACCGGAGCAGUGGUUAAAGAGUUGUAGUUUUGAUGACACGUCCACGUAUGGUUGUGAUUUGAUAUCAACGAUUGCAAAAAGUGAAUUUCGCGAUUUGGCAUACGUGGCAACUAACCAUAAAUUGCAUUGCCUAGAUUUGCGCUGCUUAGGUGGCAACAUGGAAUCAGGCUCUACCGCAGUUUGUCGCUGGACGCAUCAGUUAGAAUAUGCACCUGCUUUUAUAGAAACAUAUCAGUUGGGCGCUGUAGAGCUUAUAGCACUUAGUAGCGCCUUAGCAGAUGACAUGUGUAUUUGUGAACUCACGCGUGAGCAUGCAGCGCAAAUGGUCGAGGAAGAUGAAAAAAUGGUCGCUAAAUCACCGGGGAAGGAACCAACAAGAAAAAGUGUGUACAAGUCUUACUGCUUGCCAUAUCAACCACCAACAUUACAGGACGCUUACUACCAGGCGCGUUUUGCCGGUAAAUGUUUGCAGCCUGACGCAGACUUAUCGACUCGUAUAUCACGUUGCAGCACGGGUUUGGCUUUCUACGAUACCGCAACUUUUGCAGAGUGUAUUGGUGAAGAAGAUUGUGAUACGUUUACAUUAUUGCUUAGAUCAAAUUCUAUUGGUGAUGUGUUUGCCCAUCGUUUAAUUGAGAAGGAUACAGUAGAUCUUGAUACACGCUUAAAGUCCGCAGAUGAGGUGGAAAAUACAAUGCGUGAAUAUGCAAAGCGUGUUUGUGAACUGACGCAGCCAAGACUGAAUUGCACAGAGGUGGUUAAUUUAGCAGCUAUGCGUAAAGUGUUUCGCUGUAAUACUUUAAGCAUUCCACUCAACCUCGAAGAGGAUGAUAAGACCAAAGCAGAUAUAACACCAACCCGAAAACGGGGGUUGGGACGCUGGCAGAAGCCAAUACAAACACUACAUUCCUACAAGGAUGCUUUAGUCCAAGACAUACUCGCCAUUUGGGAUAUUGAUUACGAGGAUGAUAAAAAGGCAGUAUCUUUCUCGCAUAUCAAAAAGGGUUUGGGUGUUAAACCUGAUCCAGCUAGCCUUGUUAGCGACUGGCUAAAUGAAAAUAUUAAAGAAGAAAAACCGAAAUUGCCACAACAAGAGUCAAUGAAUUCGACCAAUAUAUUGCAAAAUAUGCUGUUAGAUUCCUCCGCUAUGACAGUGAUACAUGAAAAUCAUACUUUUAAAAUGGAUACUAUCACUGAUAGCGAGUAUACUUUGAAUGUUUUAAAUACUUCAUUUGAAAGUGAGUUUAUGCCGCAACAUCAAUCAACUCAAGUCACCGAGGCGAUCAUUAAUAUGCCCGCUUCGCCGACUGAACAGAAAGAGUUCAUAUCACUCAAACCGAAUCCGAAGGAAAAGCCGGUUAAAAAGAAGUCGAAAUAUGUUAAAGGAUUUUGAUAAAUCACUUGGCCAGAAAGUAAACAUAUCCGAGCAAAAUAAAAUAUAUA
Bactrocera oleae (olive fruit fly) is the source of this 2835-nucleotide messenger RNA. It is a transcript of the gene TAF1C-like, whose product is annotated as TATA box-binding protein-associated factor RNA polymerase I subunit C-like. Lineage: Eukaryota; Metazoa; Arthropoda; Insecta; Diptera; Tephritidae. The record is from RefSeq and is a predicted model, not a curated record.